Molecule: messenger RNA, 2315 nt
Organism: Carlito syrichta (Philippine tarsier)
Lineage: Eukaryota; Metazoa; Chordata; Mammalia; Primates; Tarsiidae
Product: zinc finger protein 566
Exons: 6
Coding region: 383-1720 (445 amino acids)
Biological process (GO): negative regulation of transcription by RNA polymerase II
Molecular function (GO): DNA-binding transcription repressor activity, RNA polymerase II-specific; RNA polymerase II cis-regulatory region sequence-specific DNA binding
Source: RefSeq, a predicted model, not a curated record
CCUCUUAGAGUUCUGAAUUCUGGGAUGCUACUUUACCCCCAAUAAUAACGUCCAAGUCCAGUGUCACUUUUCCAUUUACAAGUUUAAAGUCAUCAGUUCAAACAAGAAGAGCAGUGGAUGAUUGAGGAAGAAAUGUAAAGAAGGUUCUCUCCAGUUACAGGAAAAUCCCAGGACUGUAUAGAAGAAUAUUCAUCCAAACUGAGAAGGAUUCGAGAGACCAAAGAAUGAUUCAGACAAGUCCAACCUGUCAUAGCCUGGUGUCUUUGGAGCUGGAGAUGAUGACAGAUUUGCCCAUUUUUCUCACUGAUACCCCUCAAGUGUUUGUGUGGCGUGAACAGACGGGAAAUGAUCAUUCUGGGAGCUGUGAGGCAAGAGAAGUCUCAUGUAUCUUAUUUUACCCUUCCCAGCUCUACCCUUUUCCAAAAAAGGAGCCUGGAGAAGGUCUUUUCCUACAAACAUCAAAGCCAUGGCUCAGGAGUCAGUGAUGUUCAGUGAUGUGUCCAUAGACUUCUCUCAGGAGGAGUGGGAAUACCUGAAUGAUGAUCAGAGAGAUUUAUACAGAGAUGUGAUGUUGGAGAAUUACAGCAACCUGAUUUCAAUGGGACACUCUAUUUCUAAACCAAAUGUGAUCUCCUUCCUGGAGCAAGGGAAGGAGCCCUGGUUGGUUGACAGAGAGCUGACAAGAGGCCAUUGGCCAGUCCUGAAAUCAAGAUGUCAGACCAAGAAAUUAUUUAUGAAGAAGGAAAUUUAUGAAAUAGAAUCAGCCCAGUGGGAGAUAAUGGAAAAACUUACAAGACGUGACCUUCAGUACUCUAGUUUCAGAGAUGAUUGGGAAUGUAAUGGUCAAUUUGAGAAACAACAUGGCUCUCAGGAGGGACAUUUCAGUCAACUGAUAUUCACGCACGAAGAUAUGUCCACUUUCAGUCAGCAUCCAUCCUUCACAUUACAGCAAAUCAUUAAUAAAGAGAAAUACUGUACAACUAAAGAAUAUAGGAAAACCUUUAGACAUGACUCACAGUUUACUACACAUCAGAUAAUUCAUAACAUCGAGAAGCCCUAUGAAUGUAAGGAGUGUGGAAAAUCCUUUAGACAUCCCUCAAGACUUGCUCAUCACCAGAAAAUUCAUACUGGCAAGAAACCCUUUGAAUGUAAAGAAUGUGGAAAAACCUUCAUUUGUGGCUCAGACCUUACUCGACAUCACAGAAUUCACACUGGUGAGAAACCCUAUGAAUGUAAGGAAUGUGGAAAGGCCUUUAGCAGUGGUUCAAACUUUACUCGACAUCAGAGAAUUCACACUGGUGAGAAACCCUAUGAAUGUAAGGAAUGUGGAAAGGCCUUUAGUAGUGGUUCAAACUUUACUCAACAUCAGAGAAUUCAUACUGGAGAGAAACCCUAUGAAUGUAAGGAAUGUGGCAAUGCGUUUAGUCAGAGCUCACAACUUAUUAAACAUCAAAGAAUCCAUACAGGUGAGAAACCCUAUGAAUGUAAGGAAUGUGAAAAGGCUUUUCGUUCUGGUUCAGACCUAACUAGACAUCAGAGAAUACACACUGGUGAGAAACCUUAUGAAUGUAAGAUAUGUGGGAAAGCCUAUUCUCAGAGUUCACAACUUAUUAGUCAUCAUAGAAUUCAUACUGCUGAGAAACCCUAUGACUAUAGGGAAUGUGGAAAAAACUUUAAUUAUGACUCACAACUUAUUCAGCAUCAAAAUUUGUAUUGGUGAUAAGCCAGGAUAUAUGAAGUGUAUAGGAAGGCUUUUAAUUAUGGCUUACAACUAUUCAACACCAUAGAGUUUAUCUUGUUAAUAAAUUCUCCAGAUAGAAUAAUGUAGAAAUGUUUUAUGUGUAGACUACAGCUUAUUCAGCCUGAUAAAAAUAAUGUUGGAGAAACACCUUAUGAAUAGAAUGCAUUUUGGAAGCCCUUUAAUAAAAACUCAUAUUUCUCUUGACAUCAGAUUAUUCAGUGUAGCAAAUAUUGAAAAUGACAGCACCUUUGACACCUUUCUAAUCUUAAACUUAUGAGAAUUUAUGUGGAAAUGUAAUCCUGUGGUUUUCAUUUUCUUUUUUUCCCUCAUUUGUAUGUAAUUAUUACAUUCUUAAUAUUUUAAUCCAUCUUAAAUUUAUAUGACUGUAAAAUUCAUUUGUUUACAUCGUGGUUUAUAAAAUAUAUUUUUAGAAUACCUUUAAUACUUAAGAGAAAGUGACCUCUGUAUUUUUGAAGAAGACACUAUUUUUGCUCUUUACAAGAUUAAGACUUUCUUAUAGUAAAAACAUUUGUGAACUUUUCACUCAGUAAAUAGAGAUCCUUUAAUAUCUUCA